UGUGUGUGUGUGUGUGUGUAGUCUCCAGAACACUAGGGGGUGCGAAUGCAACCUCACUGCUGACCGGCGCUGAUGUGCACUGCGCAUGCGUGUUUCAGUCAGCAGGAAGAGGACGGGUGUUUAUCUGAAGCUAUGAGCUGUUCUGUAAAUAUCUGAGUGUUUCUCACACACCCCUGCUGCAGGAUGCCGAUCCCCCCCCCGCCUCCGACCCCCACCUUCAGCCAGGCGAACACGACGCCUCCGAAACUCUCUCAGGAUGAAGCAAAAGGCAGAGGAGCGUUACUCUCCGAUAUCUGUAAAGGCACCAAACUAAAAAAAGUGGGCGUGGUUAAUGACCGCAGUGCUCCAAUGAUCGAGAAGCCCAAAGGGGGCGGGGCUAGCAGCGAGAGUGGACCUGGUGCUGGCGGCGGAGCUGGUACUGGGGGUGGAGCUUGUGUUGGAGGCGUGUCUUUUCAAGGUGGAGCUAAACUCCGACCAUUGGGAGAUGGUUCCGUUGGAAGGUCUUCACUUCAGCCCCCUUCAACUCGUCCUGCUGCACCCCGCCCUCCUGGUUGCCCUGAUGAGCGUGAGACCCCGGCCCACCAGCCGUCUCCCCCUGCACCUCCCGCAAGUCGCCGUGGCAAUGCUCCACCCACUCCUUCUCAAAAAUGUGCCACACCUACUUAUAACCGUGACAAGCCCCUCCCUCCCACACCAGCUCCACCUCCUCCUCCAGUGAAACCUCCUCCUUCUCCAGCCAGCAGUCGCUCUUCUUCUUCAUCUUCGUCUUCUUUAGCCCCACCCCCUCCCCCACCCCCGUAUCGCCAGCAGCUGUCAGUGUCAAAUGGAUCGUCGAGUCCAGUGAAUGAGCUCGCCCCUGAACUGCCUCAGAGGCACAACUCGCUAAGUAAGAAACCCCCAGCGGGAGGUCAUGCCCCCACAAGAGCUCAUGCCCCGCCCCCUCCACCACCAAGUCCCUGCCCCUCCCCAGGUGCCGCCCGUCCUCCUCCUCCAGUACGCGACCCCCCCGGCCGUGGCGCAGCUCCUCCAAUACCUGCGCAGACGCCUCGAAACAGCCGUGAAGCUCCGCCUCCUCCACCAUAUCGAACAUACUCUGAUGCUCCCAGUAGGGGUAAACCUCCACCUCCUCCCUCACGCUCUCCUGCUGGAGCUCCACCUCCUCCACCCCCUACUCGUAACGGUCACGCCCACAGCACCCAGAAUUCCCACUCCUUUGCAGAUGAUUUUGAAUCGAAGUACUCGUUCCACCCGCUGGACGAUUUUCCACCACCAGAUGAGUACAGACACCUCACUAAGAUCUACCCGAGUAAAGCCACCAGAGUAAUGCGAGGGGCUCCUCCACUUCCUCCUGUGGGCCGGUGAACACUGUGAGCAGUCACAUACACACACACACACACACACACACUACACAAAUCCUGCACCUUAUGCACCAUGUCUCGCUCUCACUCAGCCCAUGGUGAGAAUCCGUCUGUCUGUCUGCAGGCGACCACCUUCUCCAAGUAACUCCCUUCUUUUCCUUCUUCUUCUUUAAUGUUCAUUUUCCAAUAGAGAUGAUGUUUAAACUGAGAUAGUGCCACCAGAGAAGCAUGAAGGAUUAAAUCUGGAAUACAAGCUGAUCAGUGAGAACUUCGUCCUCUUAAUUUAUGAAUUAUAACGAUAUAAAAUCUACAGGGUUCCUGUUAGCCUCUAAAUCCUGCUGUUUUCACUGUGUGUGUGUGUGUGUGUGUGUGUGUGUGUGUGUAAGGAAAGCUAUUACAGCUGAUUUUAUUCAGGAAUCUCUGUAAAGGUAAAGACGAGCCACUGAAGUUGUAGAGGUUUAUUAUUGAUCAGGUGAUGAGUGUAAUGGAGGCUGUGAGGAACCUACUGAGAUGUUGGAGAUCUGAUCCUGCUGCAGAAAUGUACAUUUAUUCUUUAAAUACAUUUUAACCACAAAGAGAAAUAAACUGUUAGAGAUGCA
This is a messenger RNA of Silurus meridionalis, 1957 nucleotides long. Its product is annotated as WAS/WASL-interacting protein family member 2-like. Gene Ontology annotation, molecular function: actin binding. The record is from RefSeq and is a predicted model, not a curated record. NCBI's taxonomy places the organism in Eukaryota, Metazoa, Chordata, Actinopteri, Siluriformes, Siluridae.